CCGCUUCUCCGACCGGAUUCUGGAGGCUGAGCUUUUCGGCUAAAUGCUUGCUUGUUCUGAGAAGAGAAGGCAGAGUGUCCUUUGCUAUGAGGUGGAUGCAAAGUAAAGUGUAAUUUUUAUUGAUAAACAGUUCAGAAUCUGCGACUGAGGAUUGUGGAAAACCACGGAACCCCGCGCUAAUUUCUUUCUACGGAUUGUAGAGUGGCUGUCAUUUUUUUGGUUGCUCUCACGGAUCUUUCGAGUCGCAGGUUUGCAAGGAUUUAUCACUAAAGGAGUGCAAUGUUGAGAAUACAGAUCGUGUUUUGCACUUUAUCGGUACUGUCACUAUCAUUCGGAGGGGACGUGAAAACGAGGAGCUGCAGUGAUGUUCGGCAGGCGUACACAGCUAAAGGGUUCAGUCUCGCCAAUGUUCCCCAUCAGGAAAUAUCAGGUGAACACCUGCGUGUCUGCUCUCAAGGCUAUACCUGCUGCACAUCAGAAAUGGAGGACAAGCUAGGCCAACAGGGCAAGUUGGAGUUUGAGAAUCUGGUGGAAGAGUCAAGCCACACAUUACGCACCACCUUCGUCUCAAGGCAUAAAAUGUUUGACGAAUUCUUCCUGGAGCUGUUAGAUUCCUCAGAGAAGUCGCUUCAUGACAUGUUUGUACGCACCUACGGCAAGUUGUACAUGCAGAACUCGCAGGUUUUUGAGGACCUAUUUGCCGAGCUAAAGCGUUACUACACGGGCGGCAACGUCAACCUGGAGGAGAUGCUUAACGACUUCUGGUCGCGAUUGCUGGAACGCAUGUUCCAAUUGCUGAACUCCCAGUACCAAUUUACCGACGACUACCUGGAGUGCAUUAGCAAGUACACCGACCAGCUCAAGCCCUUUGGCGACGUGCCUCGUAAACUGAAGGCUCAGGUGACAAGGGCCUUCAUUGCUGCCCGCACCUUCGUCCAAGGGUUGAUGGUGGGGCGAGAGGUGGCUAACAGGGUGGCAAAGGUCAACGUAUCACCUGGCUGCAACCGAGCGCUGACUAAAAUGCUGUAUUGUCCAUACUGUGUGGGCAUGCCCGGUGUGAAACCCUGCGGUAACUAUUGCCAGAAUGUCGUGAAAGGAUGUCUUGCCAACCAGGCUGACCUGGACCCAGAGUGGAACCUAUUCAUUGAUGCCAUGUUGCUGGUGGCAGAGAGGCUGGAGGGCCCAUUCAACAUUGAGGCUGUGAUGGAGCCUAUUGACGUCAAGAUCUCCGAGGCUAUCAUGACUAUGCAGGACAAUAGUAUGCAGGUCUCAGCCAAGGUGUUUCAGGGAUGCGGUCAUCCCAAACCAGCCGGAAUGGGUAGGUCUGCCCGUGGUAUCUCAGACGUGUUCAAUGCCCGCUUCCGGCCCUAUAACCCAGAGGAGAGGCCCACCACAGCCGCUGGCACCAGUUUAGAAAGGCUGGUCAUUGAUAUUAAGGAGAAGCUGAAACAGUCCAAAAAGUUUUGGUCCACCUUGCCUGACAGCAUUUGUGCUGAGAACAAAGUGAGCGAAUCAGAUGAAGAGCAGUGUUGGAACAGUCAUACAAAGGGCAGGUAUUUCCCAGAGGUGGUGAAAGAUGGUUUGACAAACCAAUUGACUAACCCUGAGGUAGAAGUGGAUAUUACACGACCUGACACCUUCAUCCGCCAACAGAUCAUGGCCCUCAGAGUUAUGACCAAUAAGUUACGCAACGCUUACAAUGGCAACGACAUCUACUUCCAAGAUUCCAGUGAUGAGGGCAGUGGUUCUGGUAGCGGGAGCGGCUGUACUGAAGGUUGCACCACUGAGUUCGACUUUGUCGGCACGGAGGUGCCCGUUGUAGGUGCAGACAGAAGCGACGGGAGACCCCAGUUGGAUUCGGCUGCUGUUGGCCUGGGCCCGACUCUGACACCUCUGCUAGCCUCUGCCCUCUUCACAGCUCUAGUGCUGCAGUGGAGAUAAUGUCAACCAGAGGGCAGACAGCCACACGUGGACAUCUUUGGACAGAGGCAGUAGCGGUGGCCUCUUUGCUUUGACUGACCGCUAUGCUGUUAGCCUUCUCUUACUGGACAGGACGAUUUUUAUGAAAACUUUGGAGAAGCUGAUGGAGAACGCAUUGGCUAGCUAGUUAGCUAUCUAGCUAGCUGCAUGGAGAGAGUGAGGGAGAGAGAAAGAGAGAGGAAGGGAAACAGAGAGAGAGAGAGAGAGAGAGAGAGAGAGAGAGAGAGAGAGAGAGAGAGAGAGAGAGAGAGGGUAUGUCUCUGCAUCCUGCUUGUUCCAAAGAAUGCUUGGUGCAAUCACGAAGCAGCUUUUCUUGUUGGCCAACUGCUUUUCCUCUCAUUUCUUAUCAGAAAAUCAAACAAACAACGAAAAGAAAACUUUUUUUGGGAUGAAUUGUACUGUCCUGGAGAGCACAAAGUUGUUUUCCACAAAGUAUCAAAACCAGAUAAAGAGUAGAGAAUCUAUUUUUAUUUUCCUUGGUUU
Chanos chanos (milkfish) is the source of this 2463-nucleotide messenger RNA. RefSeq names its product glypican 6a (gene gpc6a). NCBI's taxonomy places the organism in Eukaryota, Metazoa, Chordata, Actinopteri, Gonorynchiformes, Chanidae. Gene Ontology annotation, cellular component: synapse; extracellular region; plasma membrane. The record is from RefSeq and is a predicted model, not a curated record. The transcript is spliced from 9 exons. Gene Ontology annotation, biological process: regulation of protein localization to membrane; regulation of signal transduction; cell migration. The coding region runs from base 280 to 1941 and encodes 553 amino acids.